Tupaia belangeri chinensis (Chinese tree shrew) is the source of this 613-nucleotide messenger RNA. RefSeq names its product CLK4-associating serine/arginine rich protein-like. The transcript is spliced from 8 exons. The record is from RefSeq and is a predicted model, not a curated record. Lineage: Eukaryota; Metazoa; Chordata; Mammalia; Scandentia; Tupaiidae. The coding region runs from base 199 to 510 and encodes 103 amino acids.
AGGAGUGGAGCGCGCAGCCGCAGCCGCAGCCAGAGCCAGAGCCAGAGCCAGUCGCCAUCGCCCCCAAGGGAGAAGCUGACCAGGCCGGCAGCGUCCCCUGCUGUGGGCGAGAAGCUGAAAAAGACCGAGCCUGCCGCUGGUAAAGAGACAGGAGCUGCCAAACCCAAGCUGACGCCACAGGAGAAGCUGAAGCUAAGGAUGCAGAAGGCUCUGAACAGGCAGUUCAAGGCGGAUAAGAAGGCAGCUCAGGAAAAGAUGAUACAGCAGGAGCAUGAGCGCCAGGAGCGGGAAGAUGAGCUUCGAGCCAUGGCCCGCAAGAUCCGGAUGAAGUUGCCUCCCCCUUCCCCCCGCAGGGAGCGGGAACGUCGAGAGAAGGAGAGAGAGGAAUGGGAACGCCAGUACAGCCGGCAGAGCCGCUCGCCUUCGCCCUCGCCCCGAUACAGUCGAGAAUACAGCUCUUCCCGAAGGCGUUCAAGGUCCCGCUCCAGAAGUCCCCAUUACCGACAUUAGGCCGAGGAGUUGGGGGCUGGGGGAAAGGGGUGGGAACGGGGCUUAAGCUGUGAUCUGGUUUUCUCUCUAGUUAAAUAAACCGAACAUUAUUUAAUUCCCUUCA